UAAUCUUCAGAUUCAAAUCCGCAAACAUAAUCCCGACUUCUUCCUGGCAAGUACGAUCGGAGCCUGAAGUUAUUGCAACACACAGCCGGCAAAGCGUCUCCAUUUCCCAUCCAUUGUCGCGGAUUUUUGCACAAAUCAUGUCCCCCGAUGCCACCGUCCGUCGUUCCAGGAAGCGUUCCAGCCGGUCGUCCCCUGAAGUCAAGAAAGAAAACUCGACGCUUAGCAACACAUCCGACCUUUGCUCAACGUCCCAUCAUUCUACGCGAUCAGUAAAGCGGCGCCAGAGCACCGUGACUGAUCAAUCAAGAAACUCCGCUGCCAGCAAAGAAGAGGAGUGGCCGAAGAAGAGGAAGCAAGUGAAGAAUGCUUGUGUAAACUGCCAAAAGGCUUGCAAGAAAUGUGAGACAGUGCGACCGUGCCCUCGUUGCGUAAAAUACGGCAUCGAGGAUUCAUGCCACGAUUCCUUACGCAAGGAACGCAAGAAAGGGGUCAGCCGUGGACCCUACAAACGCUGCAAGGACGGGGAUGAGGAAGGAACCGACACGACCUCCUUGAAGUCUCCGAGCGAGGCAGGUUAUCGGAAAUCUUCCAACCAUAGGCGACAACGCUCGGAAACAGAGGAGUCAGAAGUCGCUGUUAGGAAACCCCGCCAACGGAAGGGGGUAAGAUCCCAGCAAUACCAGGCCCCGUUAUCGCAAAACGAUUCGUACUCGCAAGACAUAGACGAUGCGGAGUCGCUGGCGACCUCCAACUCGGAUGAUGACAUUGACAAGACGGAGGAUAACUCAUGUAACAUGAGCGACGACGGGGACUCCAUGACUGACGAGUCUUUGAAUGGAAGUUCCACUGUUGCUUCUGCGCCCUCCAUGCAUGGUGAAAGAGAAGGCUGGGAUAAGCUGGACAUCUUGUCCAGCCUAUGCACCGCUCUUCUCGAAAACUGCCAGUCGCACCCGAACUCUCCGGUCAUGAAAUUCGAAGCCUCGCAAGAAUCGUUGGGCUUUGACAACGAGGAGGGCAGAGUAUAUCGUGUCCAAAAAAGAAGAAUGGUUGCACAUGGUAUCAUCGACACCGCCAGGGAUCAGCCUGCCCGUGCGGAACUUUGGAAUAGACGGCUGCCGUCGCCAAUUGUACCCUCUGCUGCCGCUCGACGCCUCAGUAGUGCUGAAUCAUCCUUCCAUCAGCCGUUGGCCAACUACAUUCCUAUGCAUGGUGUGCAAGGGUAUGAGUCCUCAGACUCUGAUGUCGCAAUGGUCAAGCAUGUGCAAGAUGGCCAAAUGAUACACCCUCGCCGAGACUCUGGGUAUUCCAAUUCCCCUCCUCCCGGCUCACAGGAACGUCCCGGCCAUUUAUCAUCACAUCAGCAUACCCACCGGGAAUAUCCGCAGCAAGUUCGGAAAGCAUCGCUCGACGCAUUAUACCAUCCACCACAACAUCGACAUUUGCACAUCACACCGCAUGGAGCGCAAACCGUAAACUCACCAUGGCGCUGGGCGCCCGAGAGUCAUCACAAUGCUUCUGCUCCUGCGUUGAAAUUGGGCAGCCUCGUUCUCGACCACACCGGCCAACCAGGCCGGCAAAGUCACGCGUUCAGUCUUCCGCCUCUUCACGAUGCGUUGGCUAUGGUUCCCUCGGACCUAGAGUGCAGCGUUUGGAAACAGGAAGGACGGUUGCCGUCCGAUUCGUGAUCUUCCAUUCAUUGGGUUUGCUCGCCUGUCGGCGAAGGAGCUUCGGGUAUCUUUCUUCUUUUUGUAUACCAUGUCUGCAUAUAUCCAUCGGUCGCUAUUCAUGCAAUCAUACUUUUGGCCUGAAAUUACCUGCAUCAAUCGUCGCUACCAGUCUUUAGGCCCGUAGCGGUUACAUUGCCAUCGUUCGCAGUACAGUUUUCUGCUUUCCUUUUCAAAGUCAAAAAGUCAAAAUUGAUCGUGAAUUGGCAACUUCCACUAUUGCCCAACGAAAAAGCCUGUACUGAUCUUCUCGUCCAAUUGAUUUUCGAUAUAUC
Messenger RNA from Fimicolochytrium jonesii, 1999 nucleotides. RefSeq lists its product as uncharacterized. The record is from RefSeq and is a predicted model, not a curated record. NCBI's taxonomy places the organism in Eukaryota, Fungi, Chytridiomycota, Chytridiomycetes, Spizellomycetales, Powellomycetaceae. Bases 138 to 1685 code for a protein of 515 amino acids. The transcript is spliced from 4 exons. Gene Ontology annotation, molecular function: DNA-binding transcription factor activity, RNA polymerase II-specific; zinc ion binding. Gene Ontology annotation, biological process: regulation of DNA-templated transcription.